CAGACCCCGCCUUUAGUAGUCGGGGGUUCCUCCCCAUCCAACCUUCAUUCAUUCUGCAUCUAGUGGGUUCUGGGACAUGAGGGUGAAUCAGACCCCUUCCUGCCCUCGGGGAGUUGAGGGGAUGGUGGGAGGAUACGGACCUAGACUCCAACAGUGACAACCUAGAGCAGUAAAGAAGCCGCUGAAGCAGUGGGACUCUGAUGCUGGGAAGGCUUCCCGGAGGAGGUGAGGCCUGAAGAAUGGUUAAGGGUUUGCUCCAGGGAUACCUUACGAGGGCAUUCUUGGCGGAAGGACCUGAGACGUGAAGAAACAGGCGUAUUCUGGUAAUUGCAAGGAGAUAGAGACUUAAUAGCAUGUGUUUAUGCUGAUGGAAAGAAUCCAGUAGAGAGGAAGAGAUUGAUGACGUAGGAGAAAGGAGAAAUGCUGGAACUGAGUCCAUGAGCAGAGAUCGACAGUGUGGGGAAUUGGAGUGGCCCAGCUGGAUGUGACCCCCAGGACAGAAUGGUGUUGGACUCGGGGGCUCAAGCAUAUGAGCAGGCACCUCCCAGCCCGCCUGCCAGUCCCUUGUCCCUGCAUCAUAGGCUGGAGCCCUCAGACCAAGAUGGGUCACCGCUAUACCCCUGGCCUCAGUCCCUGGCCUUGCCCCUGGCUCUGGCAGUCCCCUCAGCACUGCAGCCCCAGCGUGAGCGGCAGUCCUUCUCACAGCUGCGCUUGGGCCACCGUGGCCACAUGCGUCGCAGUGAGAGCACCUAUACUGUAAAUAGUACUGGCCGACGGGGGCGUGGCACCCAGGGACAGGCUCCACCUGGACUGGGACGGAACCCAGGUAGGGGCACCCUGCGUCCUGCAGCCUCCCUGCCUCACAUAGCCAAGACUCAAAGGGAUGCAGGCCAUGGUGCCAGCAAGAGCCCUUGCAUGUUGGUGGCCCUUCGGCCAACCAACAUGGACCAUGAACGGGACAAAUUCUUCCAGUCCCAUUACACCUACAACCCACAGUUCAAGUAUCAGGAGCCCAUGCCCACAGCUGUGCUGGAGAAGUACCGUGAAGCCUCUGGACAGUUCAUCCAUCAGGCAGUUGGCAUCAUUGAGGCUGUCCUGGAGAAGUUUGGCACCUAUGAACACUUUGAGGCUGCUACUGGAGGUCAGCUGCUGACCAAGUGCCAGAUUUGGUCCAUUGUGCGCAAAUACAUGCAGAAGGAGGGCUGCGUUGGGGAGGUUGUGGUGCAGCUGAGUGAGGACCUGCUGUCCCAGGCAGUGAUGAUGGUGGAGAACAGCCGACCCACAUUGGCCAUCAAUCUGACUGGAGCCCGCCAGUAUUGGUUGGAGGGCAUGCUACGGCACGAGAUAGGUACCCACUACCUGCGGGGCGUGAACAACGCGCGGCAGCCAUGGCACAGCGCAGAAGGCCGGCUGCGAUAUGGGCUGCGUCCAGCCAACCCUACAGAGGAGGGCCUGGCCAGCCUGCACAGCGUGCUGUUCCGCAAGCAGCCCUUCCUGUGGCGCGCCGCACUGCUCUACUACACCAUCCACCGUGCCGCAUGCAUGUCUUUCCGCCAGCUCUUCCAGGACCUGGCGCGCUAUGUGCAGGACGCCGAUGUGCGCUGGGAGUACUGCGUGCGCGCCAAGCGCGGCCAGACAGACACCUCGCUGCCAGGCUGUUUCAGCAAGGACCAGGUGUAUCUGGACGGCAUCGUGCGCAUUCUGCGACACCGCCAGACCAUUGACUUUCCACUGCUGGCCUCGCUGGGCAAGGUAUCCUAUGAGGAUGUAGACCACCUGCGGCCCCAUGGGGUGCUGGAUAAUACCCGGGUACCCCACUUCAUGCAGGACUUGGCACGCUACCGGAAACAGCUAGAGCACAUCAUGGCCACCAACCGGCUGGAUGAGGCAGAGCUGGGCCGCCUGCUGCCCGACUGAUGUUGGUAGAGAGCUACAGGCUGAGGCCCUAGACAGGGCUCCAGAUCAGCCCCCAGAACAUGAAGCUGUCGACUCUGUGCUUCUUGGUUAUUUCUUAGGGACAUAGGGAGGGCAGGAGCAUUCUGAGAGGAGUGCAAUGUUAGGUUUGUGUCCCUUGCUAGCCUCCAUUGGGCCUAGGGACCAGCAGCAACAUGUCAGGCAAACUGAAUCACUCUCCAGCUUCCAGCUUUCUGUUGAGCAGAGGGGAGGCCUGGGGGCAGAGAAGAGCUUAGCAUUGAUGGGUAUGGGGGGGUGGUUUGGGAGUAGAGACUUGUUCUUGCAUGA
Carlito syrichta (Philippine tarsier) is the source of this 2241-nucleotide messenger RNA. RefSeq names its product KIAA0895 like (gene MATCAP1). The record is from RefSeq and is a predicted model, not a curated record. Bases 502 to 1917 code for a protein of 471 amino acids. Lineage: Eukaryota; Metazoa; Chordata; Mammalia; Primates; Tarsiidae. The transcript is spliced from 8 exons.